AAAACCAAUCCCCACUUGUGCUGAUUUGUUUUCUGAUUUCUGAUUUCUUGACUUUGAGAUCGUCUCACUGAUCGGCGGCUCAGAAGUUUUUUUUUCUUCGUAAAAAGAACAUUCAGUCGUACACUCGGUUCUCACUAUUCAUUCUUCGGCAUCUGUCUUACCUUUCCGAGGCAUUCCAGGUCUCAGGUGCACCAGGUAGCAGGCGAUUGGCAGGCAUAGAGUGAUAGAGUGGGGGAUCGUAACGAAAAGAAGCAGAGGCGCAGAGGGAGGUUUGAUCGCAUCAUACAAGUAGAUUCAUAUCACGAAAAACGAACGCUCCAUAGAAACUUCUUGACUCUCUUCACGAUUUCUCUCAACGAGAGCUAAUGUCAUCUCUUACGACUUUUCAACUACUUCGAGAGUUUUGUCUCCUUCACGAUGAUCAACGCCAGAACGACUUCCAUGCCUUUAGGACAGAUAGCGACGCUCAUGGGUGUCCGUCUAGCCGAACCGAUUGCAUAUACUGUCAUCUUCCCAUUCAUCAACCAAAUGGUCGAAGAACUCGGUGUCACGGACAAUCCUGAUAAGAUUGGCUUUUACUCUGGUCUCGUCGAGAGUGUGUUUGCCUUUACGCAAUUCUGGACAGUCUAUCACUGGGCCAAGUUGUCAGACAAGAUAGGAAGGAAACCGGUUAUACUCGUCGGGUUGAUCGGGGUCGCCGUCACGGUGUCUAUCUUCGGUCUAUCGACUUCCUUCUGGAUGAUGAUCCUCAUUCGGUCUGUCAGCGGAGCAUUGAAUGGGAAUGUCGCAGUGAUUAAAGCCGCCAUUGGGGAUAUAACGGACGAGUCGAAUUCCACGGAGGCUUUUACACUUUAUGGUCUCACAUGGACAGUAGGGGCGAUGCUGGGAAGUGCUCUUGGAGGCACUCUGUCUCAUCCAUACGAACGAUUCCCGGAGGUGUUCGGCACUGCGGAAACGCUGGUGGAUCCGGAAUCACCCAUGACUCCCAGCAGAAAUAGUCUGUUGCCCAAGUUCCAACAAGGGCUCGACCAGGGGAACGGGUUUCCGAGUCCUCGUAAUCGAUCAUGGAAAUUAUCUGAGCUCAUGGCUCAUCGACCUGUCCGAGUGAUGAGCGUCACAACCUUUCUCAACUCUUUUGUUCAGGCCGCUUGGCAAGCAGUAUCGCUUCUCUUUUUCUUUGACAAAAACAAUGGUUUAGGCAUGUCUGCUUCGGCCAUUGGUCUAUCACUGGCUGUCAAUGGUUUCUUCACCAUCAUCUGUCAAUUACUCGUCCUAAAUCGUCUUCGACGGGCGUUAGGCUUAGCCAAGGCGUAUAGACUCCUAUCUGCCUUGUGGAUUCCUGUAUUCCUUCUUCUCCCUCUUCUUCGCGACAUACUCGAAGCUACUGAGACUUCUCUCCCAGUGAUCGACCCCGCCAGCGAGGGUCAAUAUUCUGAGAUCAGAGGCUGGACAACGAGCAUCUGCGUCAACUUGCUACUGUCCUACGUGACAGUCUGUGGGAUGUCUGGCAGUUUACUGAUGGUAUUUGUGAACUACAGUAGUCCGGAUAGAACAGCAUUGGGAGCGGUGAAUGGGAUUACGACUGCAGUUGGGUGUAUGGCACGAGUCAUCGGUCCAUCUCUCGUCAGCGCUCUGUACGCCAUAUCGAUGGACGGUAAAAUUCUCGGUGGUCGAUUGUGGUGGAUCUUCAUGCCAUCUUCGUACAAGAGCCCACACCUGGUCAGUCAUUGUGCGAAGAAGAAGAGGGAACAUCGUUAG
Messenger RNA from Tremella mesenterica DSM 1558, 1758 nucleotides. RefSeq lists its product as uncharacterized. Bases 418 to 1758 code for a protein of 446 amino acids. Gene Ontology annotation, molecular function: transmembrane transporter activity. The record is from RefSeq and is a predicted model, not a curated record. NCBI's taxonomy places the organism in Eukaryota, Fungi, Basidiomycota, Tremellomycetes, Tremellales, Tremellaceae. Gene Ontology annotation, biological process: transmembrane transport. The transcript is spliced from 13 exons.